CAAGUUCUCGAACUCCAAAAAAACUAUGGGGUGCUCGAAAAUGGUUGAAGUAGUUGAAUAGGAGGAUCACUAUGACUAUAGCCGUUGGUAAAUUUACCAAAGACGAAAAUAAUUUAUUUGAUAUUAUGGAUGACUGGUUACGGAUGGACCGUUUCAUUUAUGUAGGUUGGUCUGGUUUAUUGCUCUUUCCUUGUGCUUAUUUCACCUUAGGAGGUUGGUUUACGGGUACAACCUUUGUAAUUUCAUGGUAUACCCAUGGAUUGGCCAAUUCUUAUUUGGAAGGUUGCAAUUUCUUAACCGCAGCGGUUUCUACUCUUGCUAAUAGUUUAGCACACUCUUUAUUGUUAGUAUGGGGUCCUGAAGGACAAGGAAAUUUUACUCGUUGGAGUCAAUUAGGCGACCUGUGGACUUUCGUUGCUCUUCAUGGUGCUUUCGCACUAAUAGGUUUUAUGUUACGUCAGUUCGAACUCGCUCGAUUUGUUCAAUUGCGCCUUUAUAAUGCAAUCACAUUCUCUGGUCCAAUUGCUAUUUUUGUUUCUGUAUUCCUAAUUGUUACAAUGUGCAUUCGCCAUUAA
Messenger RNA from Amaranthus tricolor (Joseph's coat), 575 nucleotides. RefSeq names its product photosystem II D2 protein-like. Gene Ontology annotation, biological process: photosynthetic electron transport in photosystem II; photosynthesis, light reaction. NCBI's taxonomy places the organism in Eukaryota, Viridiplantae, Streptophyta, Magnoliopsida, Caryophyllales, Amaranthaceae. The record is from RefSeq and is a predicted model, not a curated record. The transcript has a single exon. Gene Ontology annotation, cellular component: chloroplast thylakoid membrane; photosystem II. Bases 72 to 575 code for a protein of 167 amino acids.